Molecule: messenger RNA, 1962 nt
Organism: Calliphora vicina (urban bluebottle blowfly)
Lineage: Eukaryota; Metazoa; Arthropoda; Insecta; Diptera; Calliphoridae
Gene: nord
Product: nord
Exons: 9
Coding region: 1-1962 (653 amino acids)
Source: RefSeq, a predicted model, not a curated record
AUGUUGUCAAAAGCCAGAUUUACAGUGAACACAACAAAACUGAAACAAAAUUCUAAAACUGAAAAAUCUACAGCUACAACAACAACAGAUUUAAGUUUAUCGACAACAGCAGUUACAACAGCAACAACUACAAAUAGAACAACCACAGCAGCAACAGCAAAUGCAGUAACAACUGCAGCAAAUAGUCGUGUUAUAAAUUAUCAACGUUGUUGUUGGCAUUUUUUACUUUAUUGCUAUUGUUGCCUUUUCAUUUGUAUCGUGCAACAACAUGGCAUUCAAGCGGAAAUCUCUUCGGUUGCUGAUAUUUCCGGUGUUCUGGGUGGCAUUGGAGGUGCUGGCAAUUUAGGUUCUGGCAUUAAUGGUGGCGGCAGCAGUGCUUUGUCGAAUAAUUUCGAUACAGCAGCAGCAGCACAUUGUUCGUCGCAUAAAUUCAAUAACAUGGCAAAAACAAUCGAUGACGUUGAAGAUUUAGAAUUGGACGUGCCAGUGAAUAUUGCAUUCGAUAAUCGUCAAAGGAAAAGAUUUGUAUUAUAUUUGAAUUCAUCGUCGCCCUUAAAUAUAAAUUUCUCACAAAUUGUGGCACGUAAAAUUUACUUUAAUCAAACGGCCAAUUUAUUGCGAGCUGUUAAAAACGACCAACGUUCUGUGGUCUUGACUUGUGCUCUACGGGGCCAAUACGAUAUUUUUGUACAGGCACGCCAUCGAGGUUCAGUGAAAAUUGAGGCAACUGCUUUACAUCCUCAGGCCAAUUGGCCGCUACUGAAUCGUACACAUCGCAUUAGCAUACGCAGUCAAAAUCGUGUACGCAAACGACAAAUGAUUGUUAAAUGGGAUAAAAGCAAAUUUGAUUUUCAUGCUGUCAAUUAUUGUUUAGUUGUCAGUACGAAACAGUCUCAUUUGGAUUUUUGUCAAUCGGUUGAGGAGUAUUUAACUUCCAUGUCAUCUCCGCUUGCGAAUCGACGAAGUUUGACUACAAACUGCCAGCCAGCUGCUACUAUAGAGACAAUAUUUUCCCGACCACCGGAAAGGGCUAAAAAGAUUGCACCCCACAUAACAAAUGUAAUUUGCACUGGCAGUCGUACUCAGCAAUUAAUACGAGGCUUGGCUCCCAACUACAUUUACUAUUUGGAUGUCUUUGGUGUCCAUACGAAACGACAGAAUCUCACAUUUCACAUUGCAUCCUCGACCAUGCACUUUAAUCGCACCCACCCAGCCGUUUUGAGGGCAAACAAUUUGAAUAUGGUGAAAAUUGCUGGAAUGCAUGGUGUUCAGGUAUUUAGUUUUAAGAUUCCCUCCUAUGAGUCCAGUCAGAGUUUGCGUUAUUUAGUUUUACCCUGCGGUGGCAGUGAAGUGGAUGCGAAAAUUUUAAAACAACGAAAAUUAGUCGGUAGCUUUAAUAAUAUCUAUAGACCGACUUAUAUAGCCAUGACACCGGUGAAUGAAGGCGAACGUUUCAUGAUUCGCUUUAAGCCAAGUAAUGAUGAUGAAGUGUUACGAGCAAAUAAAGUUGCGCUUGCCGUUACAACAAAUAGAGUCUUUAGUCAAUUACCAGAGUUACCUGAAAAUAUUACAGUGUUUGAGGUACGAACGAGAUGUCGAUCAACAAAAAUCGCCUGGUACAGUUCUCCGGAAAUAAGAACAAUGAGUUACUGCAUAAUUGUGCUAAAUUUACCGCAUCGUAAUCGCAGUUCCAUCGAUUAUACAAAUUAUUGUAUGGAUUUUGGCAAACGUAUAACGCAACAUCCGCAAUUUCAUUCGAUAAAAUGUCCUAAAAAGGCUAAAAAUCCCCCUCCGUUGGAAACUGACACUGUGUUUAAUUUAAUGCCCGGCGAAUCGUACUUAAUUUAUGUAACUGCCAAUUUAAGCGAAGGUAAACCACUGCCCUAUCAGUCAUUAAAAGUGAAAAUGUUUCAAAAUUGUCCCGAUGAAAAUUUGGGCAUCGAUUUACCCACAUACUACUGA